Molecule: messenger RNA, 2838 nt
Organism: Spodoptera littoralis (African cotton leafworm)
Lineage: Eukaryota; Metazoa; Arthropoda; Insecta; Lepidoptera; Noctuidae
Source: the annotation of a GenBank genome assembly
AUGAGUAAGAAACUUAAUAAUAUGAAAUGGGAGUCCGUCGCACUGGAUGGGUUCCCAGCGUCCAUGACAGACAAUUUUCAAGGAUUCGUGGGUUUAGAGGAAUGCACAGUUUAUAGUUUCGAUAAGGAAGGCAAGCGGUCCAAAAAGAACAAUAAGCAAGAAAAACUAGCUAGGAAACAGAAGAAGCGAAAAUCUUCGGAAAGUGAAACCAAAGAGGUUCCAAGUAAAAAAGUUAAACUAGACAAUGGUUUCAUAGUAGAAGCAUGUGAUAACACAGAACCAUCACUAGCGAACAAUAAACAAAAGAGAAAUAAAAUUAAAAAGAAGAAAAAUAAAAAAGCUAAACAAUUAAAUAAUAACAUUAAUACUGGCGACACUAGCGAGGAUGAUAAAGAGAAUGGCAAUACUGAAGAAGUGCCAAAGAAAAAGAAACCUAAAAACAAAAAGAAAAAAGGUAAAGAGACAGCUGGCACUGAAAAAGUAGUUAAAAAGGUAAAACAGAGAUUGGGUGAUCUUCCGGAGUCUACAUCGGAAUUAACUCCUGAAGAUAUGCUGACUUGGGCAGAGUUUAAGUUGCAGGAGCCUAUAAUUAAAGCUUUGACUGAACUGGGAUUCAAACAGCCGACUAAGAUACAACAGUUGACGCUACCAGCUGCUAUUCAUGGUCGUAGAGACAUCCUUGGCGCAGCAGAAACAGGCAGCGGCAAAACCCUAGCCUUUGGCCUUCCAAUUUUAUGUGGAAUCCUAAAACUGAAAGAAAAGGCCAAACUAAAAGGCCUAGACUACAUACCAUACAGAAAACCAACACUUAAGAAAAAAGAAGAACCAAAAGAAAAAAAGCAGAAGUUCAAACAAAAAGACCGAAAAGAGAAUAAAAAGCACAUUGUGCCAGAAGAGAAAUUUAAGGAGUCUUCUGAAGAAGGGUAUAGUAGUGGAAAAGAGAGUGAUGAAGAAGUAACAAAGAAUGCAGGAGAAGAAACAAAGAAUGUAGAAGAAGACUAUUUAGAAGAAUAUGAUGUUCCUAUAAGAAAAAGGGAUAAUUCUGCUGAAGGAAAUGAUGACGAUGAUGAUAAUUAUAUACAUUUGUCUGAUAUGUUGGACUCUGAUGAUCUGGCUGACAGCAGUGAUGAUGAAGAGGGUAGUGAAGUUGAUGAUGAUGAAGAUGAGGAUGGGAAAAGUGCUGAUGAAUUAGGUUCAGCAGAUGAUGAUGACGAUGUUGAUAGUGGAGAUGAUGAAAUUGAUGAUGAUGGAAGCGGGGAUGAUGAAGAUUUAGAGGAAGAAGAAAAUUAUGAUGGUGAUGAAGUCAAUGAGGAUGAAGAAGGCGUUGGCUGUGUAAAAGUAGUGGACAACAUAGAGAUCCCCGGCCAUGUGUCUAUGAAGACUGGCAAGCCAUUGUAUGCUCUCAUCCUAACUCCUACCAGAGAGCUAGCUAUUCAGAUCAGCAGACAUCUGAUAGCCGCUGCUAAGUAUACAGGUAUAAGAGUAGCAACGAUAGUGGGUGGUAUGGCGGCCGUGAAGCAGGAGAGGGUGCUCCGCUCCGGGCCCGAGAUAGUGGUCGCUACACCGGGGCGACUGUGGGAACUUAUUGGACAAGGACAACCACAUUUACAGCAGUUGGAUUCUGUUCAAUUCCUAGCAAUAGAUGAAACAGACCGCAUGGUAGAACGCGGCCACUUCGAGGAGCUGACGCCGCUACUGGAACGUCUGAACGCGGACGAAGAACGCAAGGCUGCGAGACAGAACUUUGUGUUCUCCGCCACUCUCACCAUGGUACAUGACUUACCGACGCAUAUGAAGGGGAAGAAGGUAACAAAACAUGGCAAGAUUAUAAAUCGAAAGAUAGAGAAGAUGACACCUCAGCAGAAGGUGAACCGGCUCGUCAAGAUGAUUGGCAUGACUGAGCCCAAGGUCGUUGACAUCACCACGCAGAACUUGGGUACAGCAGAGACGCUAACAGAGUCCCGUAUAACAUGCGCGCUAGAACAUAAAGACGCAUACUUAUAUUAUAUCGUGAAAAGGCACCCUGGCAGGACUAUCGUGUUUUGUAACUCUAUAGGAAGUGUUAAGAGAUUAGCCCAACUAUUCACUUUGCUCAAGUGUCGCCCUCUACCGCUACACGCCAGCAUGCCGCAAAGACAGAGAAUUAAGAAUUUGGAGAGAUUCCGCGACGACCCUCACGGAGUACUAAUAGCAACAGACGUAGCAGCGAGAGGUCUGGACAUACCUCACGUGGAACACGUCAUACAUUACCAGGUGCCUCGCACGGCUGAAAACUAUGUACAUCGCAGUGGCAGGACCGCCAGAGCCAGUCGAGAGGGACUUACUAUACUCAUGAUGGAUCCCUCCGAAGCUUAUUUGUACGCGAAAAUGUGCAGGACUUUGAAUAAAACAUCAGAAGUCCCGACCUUCCCAGUAGACAGUCAGGUCCUGGCUCCCAUCAAGGAGCUGAUGGUGGUAGCGCGAGAGUUGGAUGCACUGGAACUCAAGAAACGAAGGGCUGCGCAGGCGCAUGGGUGGAAGGAACGAGCUGCGAGAGAAAUGGACAUCAUUAUUGAUGAUGAUGAUCUUCCAGUGAAGCAAGUGAACGCGUCAAUAGACAAAGAGUUGAAGUCCAAACGGCGACAACUAGACUCGUUGCUCUCCCGGCCUAUAUACCCUCGAGGAUUCUCGUUCAAGUACCCGACUCUUAACAAUGAUGCCACGGCAUUCCAAGGCAGCGAGGAGAAUGCUCUACAGGUAAUGAAAAACGCAUUACAAUCAGGCCAGCUGAAGACAGAAAAACGAAAAAGUAAGAACGCGCCGCUACUUCAAUUACAGAAGAAAUUUAAGAAAAAAUAG